Eupeodes corollae is the source of this 1031-nucleotide messenger RNA. It is a transcript of the gene Dysb, whose product is annotated as dysbindin protein homolog. Gene Ontology annotation, biological process: negative regulation of protein kinase activity. The transcript has 3 exons. The coding region runs from base 119 to 874 and encodes 251 amino acids. NCBI's taxonomy places the organism in Eukaryota, Metazoa, Arthropoda, Insecta, Diptera, Syrphidae. Gene Ontology annotation, cellular component: cytoplasm. The record is from RefSeq and is a predicted model, not a curated record.
AAUAAAACAAAGGAACUGUCAAACAACCAGUGUUUUUAUUUUUAAUUUUGUUUAAAAUUUAAGAUCGUUUUCAUUUACAUUGAAGGUACUUAACUUGUUCUUUAAUGUUGCCUCUAGAAUGUUAGAAAACAUUAAGAAAAAACUAAACAAUGCAUUUAAAGAGGGCAUCCAUAUGACCGAGAAUAUAUCCACUCAGUUUUCUCGUGUGACUUCGCCAACUCUUGACUCAAACAACGACCCAGAAUUGGGAAUUCCUCCGGAAAUCAAUAUUGCUGCUGGUGCAGAACUAUUGCAAAAAUAUGAAGAUGCCUGGAUAAAUACUUAUGAAGCCAAUAAAGCAAAUGUCGAGGUAGCAAAGAAUAUAACUGAAACAAUUGAUAGACUUCAGCAACGAAUGCAAACGCGCCAGGUUAAUAUAAACGAUAUGAUGACAUGUUUAGCGGGACUGCCCACGAUAGAAGCCAACUUAAAAGCUAGCCUUGAAAAAUUCAAUCAAAUUGAAGCUUUGGGUUUUGCUGUCGAAGAGAAAAUAGCCGAUUUAUUGAAUGUUACUCAAAUGCUAGACAGGCAGGAACUUAUAAUUCAAAUGAAUUUGGAAGCCAAAUGCAAGGAAAUGAUCGAGCUUGAAGCUCAGCAACAAAAAGAAGCAACAGAACAAAGGCUAAAAAUCCAAAAAGAAGAGGAAAAGCUUAAACAACUGCAACAAGAACGACAAGCCGUUUUUGAUGAUGCCUUUCAAAGUGACAUGCAGGCAUUCAAGCAAACCGGUGGAGUAGCAAAAAUCGAGCUUAAAGGCCCCAGAGUUAUGACAUUGGAAGAAAUUGAUCUGGACAACGAUGAUACAAAUGACCUGGAAGAUUUUUUGAAUGACUAAAAAUACUGCGUAUAUUCAUAAAGAGUUACUGAUAGAUAUUCAAGCCAAAAUGUGCCUUACUGUGAAUUUUGUUGAAUUUUGAGAGUUAUAUAUAUUUUAAAAUUGCGAAACAGUUCUUUUUGUUAAUAAAAAUGUUCAAGGAUUCGACCUUCAUAUA